Messenger RNA from Oryctolagus cuniculus (rabbit), 2520 nucleotides. The record is from RefSeq and is a predicted model, not a curated record. Lineage: Eukaryota; Metazoa; Chordata; Mammalia; Lagomorpha; Leporidae.
AUGAGGAAUCAAGUUGUUGAUCUAGUUUCAGAGGGAAGGGUUGUCAUGGGCAAUGCCACAGCAGUGCUUGAGUUUCUCCUUAUUGGCAUCUCUAACUACCCUGAGUUGAGAGGUACAUUUUUCACAUUGGUUCUGAUAACUUACCUCAGCACGUUGUUGGGAAAUGGACUUAUCAUCUUUCUGAUACACUUUGACCACCACCUCCACACGCCAAUGUACUUCUUCCUCAGUCACCUGUCUUUCUUAGACCUUUGCUAUGGAACAGCUUCCAUGCCCCAGGCCUUGGUGCAUUGUUUUUCCACCCAUCCCUACCUAUCUUAUUCACAAUGUUUGAUCCAAAUGAGUGUCUCCCUGGCUUUGGCUACAGCAGAGUGUUUCCUGCUGGCCAUCAUGGCCUAUGAUCGUGUGGUUGCUAUCAGCAAUCCUCUGCGCUAUACUGUAGUCAUGAAUGGACCAAUGUGUGUCUGGUUGGCAGCUGCGUCCUGGGGGGCAGCACUUGUGCUCACUGCCAUGCUUGUUUUAUCUCUAAGGCUUCAUUUCUGUGGAGCUAAUGUCAUCAACCAUUUUGUCUGUGAAAUUCUCUCCCUCAUUAAGCUGGCCUGUUCUGACACCCGCCUCAAUGAACUCAUGAUCUACAUCACUGGCAUCUUCACCCUGCUCCUACCCUUUGGGUUUGUUCUCCUCUCCUAUAUCCAGAUUGCUGCUGCUGUCCUUAGGAUUCGCUCAGCCCAGGGCAGGUUCAAGGCCUUUUCCACUUGUGGUUCUCAUCUGAUGGUGGUGACAAUCUUUUAUGGAGCAGCCAUAUCCAUGUACAUGAAACCUCAGUCCAAGUCCUCCCCUGACCAGGACAAGUUUGUCUCAGUGUUUUAUGGAGCCUUGACACCCAUGCUGAACCCCCUGAUAUAUAGCCUAAGAAACAAAGAUGUUAAAGGGGCAAUGAGGAAAGUUAUGGCUAAAAGGGCAUAAGCCUCCUUUGUUUCUAAACUUGUAAAACAACACUCAGCUAGCUACAUCUUUAAUUCUGAUGAAAAUAGUUUAAAGAUUCUGGCUUUAACCUUGGAAGAUCAGGUGACUGAUUUAUAAGAAGCUUCCCAUCCAAAAAUAUUAUCAUUUACUGAGGCUUGAAUUUCCAUUAGAAGUUUUGUAUUAUUUUUUGCUCUUUCAAAACAUAACACUGUUAGUGGUCAUCCAUUAGGUUAAUCACCUUCAGGAAAACGAGCUUAUUCAAAUCAUUGCCUCACUGACAUAAAGGACCUAAGCAAAAAAGAAUCUCCUAUGAUCAUUGGUGCCAGGUAAGGCAUAACUGAAAUUGCAAAAUAGGACAAAGAGUGGGGUAAUAAAAGGCUUGAAGACAAAUGUCAGAAACUUCACAAUUCACUAUGUUUCUAAAUCUGUAUAUAUGAAAUACAUGAAACUUGUAUAACUUAAAUAAAAUUUUAAAAAAGGAAACUUCACAAUUUUGAUAAGAGCAAAUCUUGUUGUGUAUACACAAUCUCCUUUGUUCCACUUAACCUCAGAAUCAUGAGAAAAUUGUAUCAUUGCUAUUUCCUAUAAUGAUGUAGACUUUUCUUUCUGUUUUCCCAAACUUCUUUCUAAUCCGUUAGCUUAUUAUGUUUUCCUAACAACUCAGUUCAUAAGAAAGCUCCCCAAAUGCCCCAUCUGUAUUAACAAUAAGGAAAGGGAAGCUGAGAGAACGAGUUGAGGUACACAACUGGUAGGGACUCAACACUAGAAUUUAGAAAGCAGUUGUUUGACACAGUGUUUAAGACAUCAGUUGGGAUGCCUGUGUCCCAUAUCAGAGUGUAUGGAUUAGAGUUACGUCUCUGCUUCCAAUUCCAGAUUCCUGCUAAUGUAGACCUUGAGAGACAGCACGUAUGGGCUCAAUUGCUUGAGUUCCUGCCACCCAUAUGUAAGUCCUGGAUUGAGUUCUGGGCUCCUGGCUUCAGCCUAAGCCAGCCCCAGCUGUGUGGGCAUUUGGAGAGUAAACCAGCAGAUGGAAGAUCUCUCUCUCUUUCUCUCUCUCUCACUUUCAAAUUAAAAAUAAGUAAAAUUAUUAAAAAAUAGAAUUCAUGGCCAGCACCAUGGCUCAAUAGGCUAAUCCUCCACCUGCAGCGCUGGCACCAAUGGUUCUAGUCCCAGUUGGGGCCCCGGAUUCUGUCCCGGUUGCUCCUCUUCCAGUCCAGCUCUCUGCUAUGGCCCGAGAGUGCAGUGGAGGAUGGCCCAAGUGCUUGGGCCCUGCACCCACAAGGGAGACCAGGAGAAACACCUGGCUACUGGCUAUGGAUCAUCGUGGUGCAGCAGCAGCAGCGCACCGGCUGCAGCUGCCAUUGGGGGUUGAACCAACGGAAAAAGAAAGACCUUUCUCUCUCUCUCUCUCUCUCUCUCUCUCACUAUCCACUCUGCCUGUCAAAAAAUAAUAAAAAAAUAGAAUUCAGACCACAUACAUGCCACUUCUUGGUUUAUUUCAACUAGGUCUAUAAAAUUAUUUGGAAUUUAAAAUUAUAAAUGCAGUUAACAUUU